CUACCAUUCCCUCUCUCUCUCUUACUCUCUCUUAUCUUUCGGUGCUCUGCCCCUAGGGUUUUUGGUUAUCUCUCUCGCUCUUGCUCUCCUCUCUACUCUCUCCUCUCACUCACUCUCCCGUCCUCCCCAAAUCUAGGGUUUCGUUUUUGUUAGGGUUCACUCGGACCCAGCCCUUGUUUGGAGGAGGAGGAGGAGAAGGUGCAGUUUAGAGGAUGGCCAACAAGAAUGGUGGAUCUGGGGAGAACGCCGCCCCUUUCAAUAUGGCCGAGCUCGGCACCGCCGUUCUGAGUGAGGAGGAUCGUGCCGAGCUUGUCGACGUUAUAAAGAACAAGCUGCAGAACCUUGCGGGGCAGUCAGAGUUUCUCGAAUCACUGUCGCCGGUGGUCCGCAAGCGCGUCACAUCUCUGCAGGAAAUUCAGUCCCAACAUGAUGAGCUGGAAGCAAAAUUUUUUGAAGAAAGAGCAGCACUUGAAGCUAAAUACCAGAAGCUUUAUGAGCCUCUUUACUCAAAGCGGUAUGAAAUAGUAAAUGGCGUUGUUGAAGCUGAAAGUGUAAAGAGUGAACCUGCAGAAGAAAAUGCUGCAGACGACAAAGCAGCAGAAGUGAAAGGAGUUCCAGAUUUUUGGCUUACAGCAAUGAAAAAUAACGAAGUCCUUGCUGAAGAGAUUUCUGAGCGUGAUGAAGGGGCUCUUAAGUAUCUCAAAGACAUUAAAUGGGCUAGGAUUGAUAAUCCAAAGGGUUUCAAGCUGGAAUUCUUCUUUGAAACUAAUCCCUACUUUAAGAAUUCUGUCCUUACAAAAACUUAUCAUAUGAUCGAUGAGGACGAACCUAUAUUGGAGAGAGCAAUAGGCACUGAGAUCGAAUGGUAUCCUGGGAAGAUCCUCACACAGAAGGUUUUGAAGAAAAAACCAAAGAAGGGAUCAAAGAAUGCCAAGCCCAUAACCAAAACUGAAGACUGUGAAAGCUUCUUUAACUUUUUUAACCCACCUCAGGUCCCUGAUGAUGACGAGGACAUGGAUGAAGAUACUGCUGAGCAGCUGCAGAAUUUAAUGGAGCAGGACUAUGAUAUUGGGUCUACUGUUCGAGAUAAAAUCAUUCCUCAUGCUGUAUCAUGGUUUACGGGGGAGGCUGUCCAAGCUGAGGACUUUGAAGAUAUUGAAGGUGAUGAAGAUGAUGAAGAUGAAGGAGAUGAAGAUGAGGAUGAAGAAGAUGAAGAAGAUGAGGAUGAGGAUGAGGACGAGGAUGAGGAGGAGGAAAACAAGAGCAAAAAGAAGCCUGCCAGUGGCCGGAAGAAGAGUGGUGCCCAACCUAGUGCUGCUCAACAGGGAGAACGCCCGCCAGAAUGUAAGCAGCAAUAGCAUUGUGUAGCUGUCAAUUAUGUGUGGGGAUUAGUGUUUCUGAGGUGAGAUGUUGGAGUGAGGUUAGCCCGUGUCUUUUAUUUUGUAAAAACCUCAUGUGUAGGGGUUUUGAGUUUUGGAAUGAUAUUAUUUUUCUUGUUUCCGCCUUUCAGACAGCCACCUAGGGUGGCAUAUAGUAAUCAGUAGAGAAGAUCAGAUUGAAUUCAUCAUGUUCAUCCAUCCAUGUGUGUUCCUAUUGAGAAAGCAGUGUUCUUGCAUUGUCAGUGUAUGAACCUUUUGAACUGUGUUUUGUCAAUGGUUAGUACGGUGAUAAUUUAUUAUAAUAUUUGGCUUGGCUUUGCUGGA
Nymphaea colorata (pocket water lily) is the source of this 1703-nucleotide messenger RNA. Its product is annotated as nucleosome assembly protein 1;3-like. The transcript has 12 exons. Gene Ontology annotation, biological process: nucleosome assembly. The coding region runs from base 213 to 1358 and encodes 381 amino acids. The record is from RefSeq and is a predicted model, not a curated record. Lineage: Eukaryota; Viridiplantae; Streptophyta; Magnoliopsida; Nymphaeales; Nymphaeaceae. Gene Ontology annotation, cellular component: nucleus; chromatin. Gene Ontology annotation, molecular function: histone binding; chromatin binding.